AUGGCGCGCGGCAAUCGUAUGAAGAAGGCCGACUGGUCAGAGGGAACCAACAUUAAGAAACAGGCCGGUGUCUCCGACAUGACUAUGCUGUCAAAAAUUACCAACGAGGCGAUUAACGAGAACCUAAAGAUGCGCUUUGCAAACGCCGAUAUUUACACUUACAUCGGGAACGUGCUCAUCAGCGUGAAUCCGUUCAAAGACCUAGGCAUAUACACAAUGCCUGUGCUCAAGAGCUACGAAAACAAGAACCGCAUGGAGCUUCCACCCCACGUCUACGCCAUUGCCGAGGGAGCGUUCCGAAACAUGAUUGCGUACAAGGAGAGCCAGUGCGUGAUUAUCUCGGGCGAGUCAGGUGCGGGAAAGACAGAGGCAGCGAAGAAAAUCAUGGAGUACAUUGCCUCAGUGUCCGGUGGCGACUCGAUGUCUAUCAAGGAGAUCAAGGACAUGGUCCUGGCAACCAACCCGCUGCUCGAGAGCUUUGGUUGCGCCAAGACUCUGCGUAACAAUAACUCCAGUCGCCACGGCAAGUACCUCGAAAUCCAGUUCAACAAUGGCGGCGAGCCCGUGGGUGCCAUUAUCACCAACUAUCUAUUAGAAAAGAACCGCGUGGUGGGACAGAUCAAAAACGAGCGCAACUUCCAUAUUUUUUACCAGUUCACCAAGGCAGCGUCGCAGGCAUACCGCGACAGAUUCGGGAUUUCGGGACCCGAGAGCUACCUGUACACCAGUAAUGCUGGCUGCCUUGACGUGCCCAACAUUGACGAUAAGAAGGAGUACGCGGACACGCUGCAGGCGAUGAACAUCAUUGGAAUCACGCUGGCUGAGCAGGACGAGAUCCACUGCAUGCUGGCGACCAUCCUCUGGCUGGGCAAUGUGCAGUUCUCUGAGGGUGGCCCCGAGACGGUCAGCAAGCUCAUGGUUUCGCGUACCAUGGAGACGUCACGCGGAGGCCGUCGCGGAUCGAUCUACGAGGUUCCUCUCAACGUCGCGCAGGCGCGGUCAGCACGCGACGGCCUGGCCAAGGCCAUCUACGACCGGCUGUUCGACUGGAUCGUCGUGCGCGUCAACCAGGCCAUGCAGGCGCGCGCCGAGUCCUCCUACAUCAUCGGUGUUCUGGAUAUCUAUGGCUUUGAGAUUUUUGACCAUAACUCGUUCGAGCAGCUGUGCAUUAACUAUGUUAACGAGAAGCUGCAGCAGAUCUUCAUCGAGUUGACGCUCAAGGCCGAGCAGGAGGAGUACGUGCGCGAGCAGAUCAAGUGGAAGCCCAUAGACUACUUCAACAACAAGAUUGUCUGCGACCUCAUCGAGGCCAAGCGGCCGCCAGGCGUGUUUGCUGCGAUGAAUGAUGCGUGCGCGACUGCACACGCCGACCCCAAGGCUGCUGACCAAUCGCUGGGCCAGCGCCUCAAUGCCUGCACCCAUAGCAAGCACUUUAUGCAGUACGACGGCAAGUUCAUCAUUAAGCAUUACGCCGGCGAUGUCACCUACGAGACCACUGGGAUGACAGAUAAGAACAAAGACCAGCUUUUGCGCGACCAUCUUGAGCUGUGCAAGUCCUCUGGAAACUCGUUCCUCAAGGGUCUGUUCCCGGAGCCCCUGGACCAGGACUCGAAGAAACGUCCGCCCACCGCCAGUGACCGCAUCAAGCAGAGCGCUAACGAGCUGGUCACGAAGCUCAUGCAGAGCCAGCCGAGCUACAUCCGCACGAUCAAGCCCAAUGAGAACAAGAGCCCGUCGGAAUUUGACAACGAGCGCGUCCUGCACCAGGUCAAGUACCUGGGUCUGUGCGAGAACAUCCGCAUUCGCCGCGCCGGCUACGCCUACCGCCAGACAUUUGAAAAAUUUGUUGAGCGCUUCUACCUUUUGUCGCCCAAGACGUCGUACGCUGGCGACUACAUCUGGACAGGCGAGGCCAAAGAGGCCUGUAUUCAGAUCUUCAAGGACACUGGCAUUUCGGCUGAGGAAUGGCAGAUUGGAACCACAAAGGCUUUUAUCCGCCACCCCGAGACGCUAUGGGCCCUGGAGAGCCGCCGCGAGCGCUACUGGCACACAAUGGCGUCGCGCAUCCAGAACGCAUGGCGCCGGUACAUGACGUUCAAGAACAAGAACGCGGCCAAAAUCCAGCGCUUCUGGCGCCAGAAGCGCCAGUAUUUGGAGCUGGCCAAGAUCCGUGACAAGGGCCACGAGCUGCUGGGCGGGCGCAAGGAGCGCCGUCGCUUCAGUCUGAUCAGCGCUCGCAUCUACGCCGGCGACUACUUGCGUGUCAAUAACUGCGGCAAGAACACGCGCGGGCAGCUCAUCCGCGACGCCGCCGGUAUUGGCAGCGAGCAGGCAGUCUUUACUAGCGAGAUUGAUGCCCUGAUCCCCCGCGCAAUGCGCUCAGCCAUCCCGAUGCCGCGCCUGCUCGUUAUGACUAAGGACAGCAUCAUCAUUAUUGCUGUGGUCAUUAGAGAGAACCUGGUGCAGCACGUGCUUGAGUCCAAGACGCCCAUCUCCACGGUAAAGGACGUGGCCAUGUCGCCGUACCAGGACGGCUGGACUGUGAUCCACCUGGAGAGUCAGCCCGACCUGGUCAUCAACUGUAUUAUCAAGACCGAGCUUCUGACAUGGCUCAACUCUGUGUCACGCGGGAAGAUCAAGCUGCAGGUCAACUCGACCAUCUCGUACCGCAACAAAAAGAUGAAGGCGACGCAGAUCAAGUUUGUCAAGAACGAGGCUGCCAAAACAGCCAUCUUUGAGAAAAAGACCGUGCAGAUAUGCACGGGCGCGCCCGCCGACAGCCGCUCAGCCGUGCUGGCGCCCAGGGAGUCGUCCUUCACGCACAACUAUAAGAAGCCGCACACUGCCCGGACGGCGCCCAAGGUUUCCAACAACAACACUGCCAGCCGCCUGCAGCAGCAACAGCAGCAACGGCCAUUGAGACAGCCGCAACAGCAGCAGCAGCAACAGCAGCAGCAAUACAAGAUGCCUGAGCCAGUCCAGUACGUGCAGCAGGCAGCCCCCGCAGCCACAGCCGCUGUCGCUGCGCCCACCGCAAGUCGGUCUGCACCGCCCGCACCGCCGGCACCACCACCAGCGCCCCCAAUCCAGCCAGAAAACCCCCGCCAUAAGGCCCUGUAUGACUUCCCCCCGCAAAACCCCGGCGAGCUGGGUUUGGAGGCUGGCAAGAUCUACGAUAUCAUUGACAAGAACGCCAACGGCUGGUGGCUCGGCCUGCGCGAGGGGAUCGAGGGCUGGGUGCCGUCAAACUAUUUGAAUCCUGACCCCGAGGCAUCCGUUCGCGGCAGGGCUCCGCCGUCAGCAGCAGCACCCGCCGCCCCUAACCCUGCAGCCGCACUCCGUGCGAGCGCCAACGGCAACGGCGUUGCUGGUCAGCAGGCAGACAGCAUGGCUCAGCUGGCGGCGGCCCUGACCUCGCGCAACAACCCCAAUGGCAACAGGUCCAAUGCUCCGCACGCCCAGGACUGA
Kickxella alabastrina is the source of this 3468-nucleotide messenger RNA. RefSeq names its product P-loop containing nucleoside triphosphate hydrolase protein. The record is from RefSeq and is a predicted model, not a curated record. The coding region runs from base 1 to 3468 and encodes 1155 amino acids. The transcript is spliced from 4 exons. Gene Ontology annotation, cellular component: cytoplasm; myosin complex; microvillus. Gene Ontology annotation, biological process: vesicle transport along actin filament; endocytosis; actin filament organization. Gene Ontology annotation, molecular function: microfilament motor activity; ATP binding; actin filament binding. Lineage: Eukaryota; Fungi; Kickxellomycota; Kickxellomycetes; Kickxellales; Kickxellaceae.